This is a messenger RNA of Vollenhovia emeryi, 2062 nucleotides long. RefSeq names its product polycomb group RING finger protein 3 (gene l(3)73Ah). Bases 282 to 980 code for a protein of 232 amino acids. The record is from RefSeq and is a predicted model, not a curated record. The transcript has 5 exons. Gene Ontology annotation, cellular component: PRC1 complex. Gene Ontology annotation, biological process: regulation of transcription by RNA polymerase II. NCBI's taxonomy places the organism in Eukaryota, Metazoa, Arthropoda, Insecta, Hymenoptera, Formicidae.
CUCGGGUAAGUCGGGUAGUCCGUUUUGUUGUCGUGCGAGUGAACGCUCGUAGCUGCUCGUAGCCAAUGAGUUGUUUUUGAGGCAGGCCCUUGGUAAGAAAGCCUCUUGGUUCCGCGGGUCGUACGCCGUGAUCCCUGGCGCGAGGUGCGAGAAUGCCGCAGGAUUCGCCGACCCUCGCCGCAGAGAUCCACGACGCCUGAAAGCUGGCGGAGCGCCGCCGCGCGACACACUCACGAUUGAGGGCGUUACGUCCGCCGUUACAGAUAACAUCUCUCCGUUAAAUGGUGAUUAUCGAUGCCAUGGAGAGAAGGAUAAAGCUGAAGACUCUCAACAGUCACAUAACGUGCAAGAUAUGCCGUGGGUAUUUGAUUGACGCCACCACGGUCACCGAAUGUCUGCACACGUUCUGCAAGAGCUGCCUGGUGAAGCAUCUCGAGGAGAAGCACACCUGUCCGACAUGCCAGAUCGUAAUACAUCAGUCGCAUCCGCUACAGUACAUCAGCUUCGACAGAACCAUGCAGGAUAUUGUCUACAAGUUGGUGCCCGAUCUUCAAGAAAAUGAGAUCAAAAGAGAAAGGGAAUUUUACAGAGCCAGAGGUUUGCCUUGUCCCAAAGACAUUUUGCCCAACGCCGGCGAGGUCGAGGAGGAAAAAGCCAACGCGGACGCGCACGCGGAAUCGGAUUACCAUCGCGCUGACGAACAGGUUAACGUAAGUUUGGAGUGUACAAACUCGAGUCUGAAGACCCUGAAGAAAAGAUUUAUCAGGUGCUCGGCUCAGGCUACGAUAACGCACAUGAAGAAAUUCAUCGCCAAGAAGGCUUUGAACGGCAUGGAUAAAUAUAGAGAUAUCGAUAUUUUGUGCAAUAACGAAUUAUUAGGUAAGGACCACACGUUGAAGUUUGUUUACGUGACGAGAUGGAGGUUCCGGGACCCACCCUUGAGGCUACAAUAUAGGUCGCACAUAGACAUGCAAGACUAACCCUUCUACAUUCGAGAUGUACAAAGAUCGCCGAGGAUCCGUUCCUUCAUUUGUACAUUCUUCUAGUUUACAUUCGCGUCUUAAUUGUUGUGGUACUUACCUCUACGUCAUGCAUUUGCGUGGAAUUAUUAGAAAAUGAAGUUGAGUCUCUGCGAGACAGGGCUACAUCGCCCUGUACUGCACGUUCGAGAUGCGUUAUUUGAUACUGACAACUGCAGCUCUCGUUUUUAUUUUAUUUUAUUUCAACUGCACGAUAACUGACUUGUCUUUUAUAGCCGAAGAUUUAUUUGCAAAAUUAUGAUUUCUCUUUUUAGCACACUACAUCUAAUAUUGAAUGUCUGUAGUACAGCGAGGCAUCGCGACGUCUCGAGAGAAGCAAGAAUCUGUACUUCUGACUCGCGGUGUGCGCGGAUGUUCCGUUGCCGCCGCGUCGUACAGAUUCCUGCGCGUGAAGUUUCGGCGGACCAUCCUUCCUCUUGAUCCUCGAUGAACGAGUGAGACUUCUUAUUUUACACGACGCGGAACGAAACCGCGGAUCCUCAUUAUGCGAGAUUGCGCGUUUUUUUUUUAUAAUCACAUACUCCAUCAUUGUACAUAGAAUAUUUUUGACAGAAUCGCGAACGACAUUGCAUCGUAGAGACGCAAAGCUUUUAUUAGAUAAAUGAGAGAGAGAUCGGGCCUGGAUGACCGGGCCUUUUUAACUUUGUAUGUUUAUGCGCCGUACAUAUUCUAAGCGCGUCUCAAGUUUCCCUCGGCAUCGGCUCGCUAUUGGAAGAGUAAGAGGGAGAGAGAGACAAAGUACUCGGUGGCGAGAUAUUUUCAGGAGAUUCGCCAUCCAGCGAGCGCCGUGUCGAGCGAAACGCGUGGCGCACGUCGCUUGUAGUGAACGAUCCCGUUUCAUCCGACGCUCGCUGAAAAUAUCGUAGCGAGGGGGUGUGCGAUGUACAUAUAAGCGUCAGGAGGUGGAACGCACACGAUUUUUCGCGCAACCGAACGGUAGCGAUACCGCGAGAACGCUGGAGCUUGUACACUCUGUAUGCGCAUCUUCAUAAGUUAUUAAAUAAAUAUGUUUUGUACAGUAA